GGCAGGCGACUCGGAAGAAAAAGCAGCAGAACCCAAUGCAGCCUGUAGCCCAUUCAAAGGCCUACUGUUGGACCUCUGCUUAUUUUGCAAUACGUCUUUAGUACGGACUGAAAAAUGUCCGAUUUCGAUGAGUUUGAGAAGCAGUUAAGCGAAAAUCGGCAAGAGCGGGAGAAGGAGCGACACAAGAAGCGUAGCCGCAGCCGGUCUCUGAGCCGUGGCGAGAAGCACCGCCACUGGAGCAAGGACUCCAGGGGGCGGAGUCACGAGAAGCGCAGCAGCAGCCGCGACCGCAAGGGUCGUGACCGACGGAGCAGCUCACGCGAGCACAAGAAGCACAGCUACUCUUCUCGGAGAAGCCGUAAGAAAAGGACAUACAAGUACUGGGAUGUUCCCCCUCCGGGAUUCGAGCACAUCACCCCCAUGCAGUACAAGGCAAUGCAAGCUGCAGGGCAGAUCCCCACGAUAGCUUUACUGGCAACAUCCACCACCAGCGGCGUGGCAGUGACGCCCACCCAGGUGCCGAUGGUCGGCAGCCAGAUGACCCGGCAGGCCAGGCGGCUUUAUGUCGGCAACAUCCCCUUCGGCCUGACGGAGGAGGCCAUGGCGGAUUUCUUCAAUACCCAGAUGCGAUUGGCUGGCUUAUGUCAAGGUCCCACCAAUCCCGUCCUCGCUGUUCAGAUAAACCAGGACAAGAACUUUGCCUUCCUUGAAUUUCGGUCCGUGGAUGAGACCACGCAGGCAAUGGCCUUCGACGGCAUCAUUUUCCAGGGUCAGUCGUUAAAAAUCAGGCGGCCCCACGACUAUCGCCCCCUGCCUGGCAUCUCAGAGCAGCCCGCCUUCCACGUACCAGGGGUCGUCUCCACCGUGGUUCCAGACUCGCCACACAAGCUCUUUGUCGGAGGCCUGCCCAACUAUCUCAGUGACGAUCAGGUGAAGGAACUCUUGACGUCGUUCGGACCUCUUAAGGCCUUCAACCUUGUGAAGGACAGUGCCACGUCACUGUCUAAGGGUUACGCUUUCUGUGAAUACGUGGACAUCAGUGCCACUGACCAGGCCGUGGCUGGACUCAAUGGCAUGCAGCUCGGAGACAAGAAGCUCAUCGUCCAGCGGGCAAGCGUGGGGGCUAAGAAUGCCAACGCUACGGCCAUCAUUGAGACGCCGGUGACGCUGCAGGUUCCAGGGCUGCAGCGGCUGCAGAGCUCCGGCAUGCCCACGGAGGUGCUGUGCCUCCUCAACAUGGUCAUGCCCGAGGAGCUGGUGGACGACGAGGACUACGAGGAGAUCCUGGAGGACAUCCGGGAGGAGUGUUGCAAGUACGGCAACGUGCGCUCCAUCGAGAUUCCGCGGCCCGUCGAUGGCGUGGAGGUGCCUGGCUGUGGCAAGGUGGGACCCGUACUCUCCUGUACCAGUGGCAAAAAGAAGACCUCUGUAGGCACUAAACACAGGCUCAUGGGAGCAUUUCUUGCACAAAAGUGUUUUGAAAACGGAAUAAUUUUUUGUGUAAGAAAAACAAUCUGAUUGGUUCAGAUAGACAGACAAUCUGAUUGGUUCAGAUAGACAGACAAUCUGAUCGGUUCAGAUAGACAGACAAUCUGAUCGGUUCAGAUAGACAGACAAUCUGAUCGGUUCAGAUAGACAGACAAUCUGAUCGGUUCAGAUAGACAGACAAUCAUUUUUCAUUCUGCCCUCAACAUUUUCUUUGUGUAAGAAAGAAAAUUUUGUACAAUCAUUGAUUACUCGCAAAUGUUAAUAGUCAUCCGCUGUUUAUCUUGAAUAUGUAAAAGCAGUGCGCGUAUAUUUCCUCGUUAGUAUAGUGGUGAGUAUCCCCGCCUGUCACGCGGGGGCCGGUCGCGUAUAGCCAUAACACAGUGGCAGCCAAUGAAAUUGAAGGAUUUUUUUUGCGAAGCGAAGAGACCCUCCCCGGCGCUGCAAAAUCUCCGUUAAUGAUUUUUUUUCUGAUACAUUUCAAGUUAGAAUGCUAAUCAUUUUGAGGCAUGUUUUCAAAAAAGCAUGAACAAAUUUCUCCAUUUCUUGUAAUCACAUUCAUCCAUUAUUCUUCGUUUUCUUGAUAUUGAUGUAUUUAAUAAACAGCU
Messenger RNA from Brienomyrus brachyistius, 2093 nucleotides. RefSeq names its product splicing factor U2AF 65 kDa subunit-like. Gene Ontology annotation, biological process: mRNA processing. NCBI's taxonomy places the organism in Eukaryota, Metazoa, Chordata, Actinopteri, Osteoglossiformes, Mormyridae. Gene Ontology annotation, molecular function: poly-pyrimidine tract binding; pre-mRNA 3'-splice site binding. The coding region runs from base 115 to 1518 and encodes 467 amino acids. The record is from RefSeq and is a predicted model, not a curated record. The transcript has 10 exons. Gene Ontology annotation, cellular component: nucleus; commitment complex; nuclear speck.